Tachysurus fulvidraco (yellow catfish) is the source of this 1500-nucleotide messenger RNA. RefSeq names its product leucine rich repeat containing 69 (gene lrrc69). The transcript is spliced from 8 exons. NCBI's taxonomy places the organism in Eukaryota, Metazoa, Chordata, Actinopteri, Siluriformes, Bagridae. The record is from RefSeq and is a predicted model, not a curated record. Gene Ontology annotation, molecular function: protein binding. The coding region runs from base 78 to 1118 and encodes 346 amino acids.
UGGGAUAGUGUGCGUUGCUAUGGGACCGUUUCUAUGGGAACGUUAUGUUGAAGUAUUUUUGAGCUUGUUUUUAGCAAAUGGCUAAUAAUUUGGUCAUUCGAGCACUUAGAGCUCAGGCAAAAUCGUUAAAUUUGAGCUCGAGGAACAUAAAGGAGCUUUUUAAAGAUGGUGUAAAGUUACCUCAGGUUUUGGAGCUCCAUUUAAACAACAAUCUUCUCAGGACUUUGCCUGUGGAGCUGCAGUGUAUGUGGCAGUUGACUGUACUUAACCUGGGAAAUAACACUUUUGAGGAGAUGCCGCAGGUCCUGAAGAACCUUCACAGCUUGAAAAAGUUGUAUUUGUUUGGGAAUCAGAUUUCCACAUUGAAUGUAGAGGUUCUGGAGAGUCUUUCAAACCUCGUCCUUCUCAACCUGAACCACAACAAAAUCAAACUCAUCCCUCCAGCUAUAAAGAGCCUCUCGAAUUUGGAAAGGUUCAGUAUUGCAGACAAUCAGCUUGAGGAGAUUCCUGCUGAGUUCGGGCUGGUCAGUAAGUUGACAGAACUAAAUUUAUCCAGGAACAAGCUGAGUGAAAUCCCACAGGAGUUGUAUAAGUUAAUACAGCUGAGGAAACUGAGCUUGGCUAGAAACAGUCUUAAACUGUUACCAGAGGGAAUAAACGGAUGGAAAAAUCUGAAGACGUUAGAUGUUGCAGGUAACCACCUGUCUAUGUUUCCAGUCAAUUUCCACCUUCUUGAGCUGGAAGAAUUAUACUUUGAAGGAAACGAUCUUGUUCAGUUGAAGCUGUUCACUUCUUCUAAAAAGGAGGAAGUUCUCCCAUUAAAGGAACUUGCUGCCAGAUUCAUCCUGAAAGAACACUUAAAUAAGUCAUCUGUGGUGUCCAGGGCUUCACUUCUCCUUCCAGAUAUACACGCGAUGAUGUCUCGGUUUGGAAGGUGUGCUGUGUGCUUUGAACCCUUUCUGACCCCCUGGGUGGAGUGUGUACAGUUCAUCAGCUUACGCAAGGACAUGGGGAUAAAAAACUCCCAGAAUAUUCCAGUUCGAGUGCUGCUGUGUUCCUCUUCCUGCUUCAACAAGAGCGGCCACUCUUACUACAGCGUCGCUAAAAUAAAGCUGUAGGAGGGGCUUUAUAAUUCUUAUACUUCUCAUUAUUAUUCCAGUUAAUUCAUGUCCUUGUCAAUUCAAGUGCUAUGUCUCCUCUAAGCCUGUCCUGCAGACCAGUUUUCAUUUCUAUAAAAUUUCCUUUAUAAAUUCAGCCACCAGAUGGCAGUGUAUGACCACUCACUGGCUCAGGACGUUGUAGUGAAAGAACUUUCUGUGAAGUUCAUGAAGUUCUUCCAUUCAGACUUAUUACUGCACAUGGACAUGGGGCAUAAAGAUCUAUUCCCUUGUGGGAAAACUGUGAAUGUCUUUAUAUUUAAAACUCAAAAAGUACACAAUGCACUGAAAUACAGCAUGUUGUAUAAACUAUGAACACACACACACACACACACACACACAC